Molecule: messenger RNA, 1548 nt
Organism: Cephus cinctus (wheat stem sawfly)
Lineage: Eukaryota; Metazoa; Arthropoda; Insecta; Hymenoptera; Cephidae
Product: scaffold protein salvador
Exons: 8
Coding region: 144-1304 (386 amino acids)
Biological process (GO): hippo signaling; apoptotic process; regulation of cell population proliferation
Molecular function (GO): protein binding; molecular adaptor activity
Source: RefSeq, a predicted model, not a curated record
CGAUUUAGCGCCAUGCUUUUGGUAUCGCCUAAAAUCGUAGUGUUGUGGAUCUCCCUACUCAUCUCUGCAUUAACAACGAACAUUAUCUGUCAAGAGAUUUGGUACUGGCUGAUACGUUCUUCACUCUUGAAAACGAAGUCACAAUGUUAUCACGCAAGAACAAGGAUCUUCGAACAAUUAAAGAAGGUGUCGUUGGAAAAUAUGUCAAGAAGGAAACACCUCCAGAGAUGCCCAUUAUUAAUGUUUGGACGACAGAGCCAAAUAGAAGAACAAGAAGACGCAAUAACCAGCCAACUAUACCUUCAUCUAUGCCAGUUCCUCAACAACCCAGUAUGGUACAGAAAUUUGGAAAUACUAAAACAACAAUGAGUGCUGUAGGUUUGGGAAGUCACGAGGGAAAAUAUACUCCAAACAGUUCAGUUCCUGAUUUGGCUCAAAGGUUUGCUAGUCUUUCUGUUAAUUCUGGCUCAAGUGAUGGAAUGAGUUCACGUACAGUUACUCCAAUGUAUCAUCCUGGAUUAUCACCAGCUAUAUCACACACUUAUGUUAACCAAUAUGCAGGAUCUGAAUACCAUUUGGACAGGGUUCAGACACCACAAAUGCCUUACCUGCCUUUUGAAAUUGACACAGGCUAUGAAGAAUAUAAUCAAGCACCAUACCGCUUAAAUGCCGGUUACAGUAGAACUCAUUCGGAACGAUCGAGUUCUAGAAGUGAACAACCGGAGGAACUACCGCUUCCUCCUGGUUGGUCUGUUGAUUUUACUCUUCGUGGAAGAAAAUAUUAUAUAGAUCACAAUACAAAGACUACUCAUUGGUCACAUCCUCUUGAAAAAGAGGGUUUACCAACUGGAUGGGAAAGAAUUGAAUCACCAGAAUAUGGUGUUUAUUAUGUUAACCAUAUCACCAGACAAGCACAGUAUGAACAUCCAUGUUAUCCAUUAGAAAUGCAAGCAGUGAGAGUUGUAUCGCCACCACGACAUACUCAUUUUCAUUCUCACAGUGUGUUAGUUCCAGCCAAUCCUUACCUGAAUGAAGAAAUUCCACACUGGUUAUACGUUUACAGUCGGGCCUCUGUCGCUCUGGAUCGCAAAUUGCGUUGGGAGCUUUUCCGCUUGCCAGAACUUGAUUGUUUUAAUGCAAUGUUAACGAGGCUUUAUAAACAGGAACUAGAAGAAGUGGUCAUGCGUUACGAAGAAUAUAGAUCGGCGCUGUUAUGCGAAAUGGAGCAGAGAUUAAAAGAAUUAAACCCGGAAUCAGGUACAUCUGCUGCUGGAGCAAUAGCUUUGCGUCGAUCUCUCCCUUAAACAUUAUUAUUUCCUGUAGAGAUAAUUGAACAAAAUUUGUCCAAUGAUGACUGAUGAUUGUUACUUGGCCACAUUACUGACUAGCAGUAUUUUGAUUUUUAGACACAUUACUAUAAGUAAUUAGUAUAAGAGAAAUUCAAAAGAUUAUUUUUUUGUAUGGUACCUUGUUAAAUACAUUUUACAAUACUAGUAUUUUGUCAUCUAAGGACUGAAGUAUUAAAUAUAACAUAUUGUCAACUGUUAA